Messenger RNA from Apis cerana (Asiatic honeybee), 11500 nucleotides. Its product is annotated as homeobox protein ARX. Gene Ontology annotation, cellular component: nucleus. Gene Ontology annotation, molecular function: DNA-binding transcription factor activity, RNA polymerase II-specific; RNA polymerase II cis-regulatory region sequence-specific DNA binding. The record is from RefSeq and is a predicted model, not a curated record. Gene Ontology annotation, biological process: cell differentiation; regulation of transcription by RNA polymerase II. Lineage: Eukaryota; Metazoa; Arthropoda; Insecta; Hymenoptera; Apidae.
UCGUUGGCGCGGGCGUCCGACCAACACGGGCGAGAGAGAGCCGCCCGCGGUGGACAUGGAUCGCGACCCACCACGGACGGCUCGGGGUAGAGCACGUGUGUGCGCGCAACCCCCUGUACACCGUGCACGCCCCCUCGCCGGUCACGGCACACUCUGGUAAGCCGGCAGGGGUUGGACACGCCCACUCGAGGCGGAACAACCACCCCACCAGACGGGGUACGCCGGUACGCCCGACCACGUCUCCUACGACGGCUCCUCCGCUACUAAUAAUACGCCGAUAUACCACCUAUUCAAGCCACCAUGGCUCUACGUGGAGGUCCCGAGGCCAGCUUCCACGGGACGCGCGCCGCUUCUCACUCACCAAAGACACUGCUAAUCGCGCGCCCGACCACGCUCUGAUCGCCGACCGCGAUUUCGCACGGAUUCUACGUACGCAACGCGGCACCCUCGGUCGCGCUCGCCUGAUUCGUGCUGAUUCGUCGCGCGCUCGCUUCCGUCGUGUUCUCUCGAGAGGAAGAAGCGAGAUCCGGUUCCGGUUGUACUCGCGUAAUAUCGAACGUUUUUGGUGCUCUCCUCCUCGCUCUUCUUCCAGGAGGAUAGCGGAGAGGAGGAGAGAAAUUAGUGUGGCACGGGUGGAGAGGGGUCAGUGAUGGAAUUGGAGUGUGAUCGGGGGGUGUGAGUGAUGACUCGCCGAGUCGGGGUGCGCCCGUUUCCCAGUACCGUUUGAGGAUCCGUAAUUGUGUGAAUUUUUCUCGCUCUCUCACGAGCAGUGACAGUAGUAGCAACGGUAGUUUCGUGAGCGGAGCAUCGGAAGAAGAGAAUGGAGGAUCGAGAGGCGAGGAGGAGGUAAAGGAGAGAUAACCUCGAAGGGUUAUGUGGAGGAUGCAGGAAGGGAGGACCGUGUCGCCUCUAGGGCCGGUCGUUCUACCGCGGGAGGAAGCGGAUAUGCGUGCGGGGUUGUCGCUGCCGCCUCAAGAAAGGAGGCACGUGUUGCUCCACGUACGCACCGCCGCCGAGCCUUUUGUCCGCUACGAGAACGCGCGCCAGCAGCAGCACUCGCCCUCGCCGACCUCGCCGAUCCUCCGCCCGUUGGACGGGAACGAGGCGACUUUCCACGAGAUGGAAUCGGUGCGGUCGAAGAGGAUGGAAGAGGACGAGGCCGAGGAGGAGGAGGAGGAGGAGGAGCAGGAGGAGGAGGAGGCGGAGGAGAACGGCGAUCGCGACGAGAGGAGCGCGAGGAGGAGGAGGCGGCGGAGGAGGAGGAACGUGGUCGAGGACGAAGAGGACGAGGAGGAGCAGGAGGAGGAGGAGGAGGAGGAAGUGCAUCCGGGAGAUCGGAACGGAAGUUACCAGGAGGACGAGGAGGUCGAGGUGGACGUUUGUCGGGACGAGGUGGACGAGAGCAACCCGAGCAGCCCGGUAGACUUGACCGCCCCUUCGUCGAGGGGCGGCGGUGGAUCCGACCAGUUCCUUAACCCGUUCGCCGCCCGAGGCGUCCACCCUUUCUCGUGUGUUCAAAGCGGUGAACAGACCGCUACUGCCCACGGCACACCUGUGUACAUAUCCGCGCACGCCGCCGCCGCCGCCGCCGCCGCAGCCGCCGCCGCCGCGUCGACCGUGAUGACCGUCUGCACUUCCGGCAACGCGCCACGAACGACCGGCACCUCGACCGGCGGUGGCAUCACCACGACCGCGAGCACCGUCCAAGCGAACAAACGGUGUCUCGCGUUCUCGGUCGAGAAUAUAUUGGAUCCGAACAAGUUCACCGGCGGGAGGGUGGUGCACAGCCGCGUUCAGCAUCGGCGACAUCGGCGGGCCGACAGCGUGCACGAAGAUGGUGACUCGCGGGGCGAGUUCGCCUGCGGGAGCGGCCAAGAGGACGAGGAGGGCACGCCCGAGGCGGGGAUGGAGGAAAUGGACGAGGAGGCGGACGAGGAGGAGGAGGACGAGGACGUGGAGAUGAGGGUGGCCGACCAAGAGUCCUCGAGCGCGGGGCGAGACGGGAACGCGAGUGCGGCGAGCAACGUGGCCUCGGCCAACUGCAAGAAGAGGCAAUCCUCCUCCUCCUCCUCCUCGUCGAGCAGCGUCCAAGCGCAGGGUUGCCAGGGUCAGAACCAGGGCAGCCAAAACGGGACCGGGGGGAGCGGCGGUGGGACAGGCGGGAAGCCGAGGAGGGCCAGGACGGCGUUCACUUACGAGCAACUGGUCGCCCUCGAGAACAAGUUCAAGACGACGAGAUACCUGUCGGUGUGCGAGCGGCUCAACCUGGCCCUCUCGCUCUCGUUGACCGAGACCCAGGUGAAGAUCUGGUUCCAGAACAGGCGCACCAAGUGGAAGAAGCAGAACCCGGGGCUCGACGUGAACAGCCCGACCGUGCCCACCACGCCGCCCCAUCCGCCGCCUUACGCGCCGGCCUUCCUCUUCGCCGCUCAUCCUCACCAGCACCCCCUCCCCCACUCCCACACGCACCCGCACCCCCACACCCACGUCCACCACCCGCCACCCGUGCCCCCGCCGCCCCCCGGCUAUUAUCACCCGGCCGCGCCCCCCUACCCCCCCACGGGGCCGACGUUCUUCGGCCAUCACCUGCCCGCCACCCCGGCGACCGCCUCCGGCCCACCCCCCACCUCCACGCCAUCCUCCACGGGCCUUGCCCUCUCCACGCAUCCGCACCCGCACACGCAUCCGCACGCGUAGCGAACUCGACAAUCCGUCGCGCGGACCGCGUCCUCGCCUUCGCCGUAGUCGCACUCGAGCAAAAGUGAACUCGUCGCGAGUGUGGGUGGCGCGAAUAUGCGUCGUUGUACAGUGUGCACUUUGCGAGAUGCGCGUGAGGUAAGAGGGAUGGGAGAAAUUGGUGGUGGAAGGGUGACUUUUAACCUCCUGCCGCCUUUGGUCGAAGCGGCUUUUCAUCUUUCGGACGAUGUCGAUCGAGUUGUAAGUAGUUGCACGCACCGAGGUAAGGGAAACACGAACGGAUACGAUUAUUGUACUUUUAUUAAGAAAGUUGUUCGAUACGCUUUGACUGAAGAGGGCAGCGCGUAAAGGAAUAAAAAAAACCGAGUAUGUAAGAUGAUGUAUAAUAGGGAUCGUUCGAGCGAAUCGAGGUGUCUUUCCGUGGAUUCCGAUCAUAUACAUAUAUAUAUAGCUUCGUUAUUUGUAGACACACAGAAACAAAGACACACACGCACACACUCACGUUGUCCUCAGUGUCGAAUAUCGUCGAGAUCCACGGCGGAACGCCGCAAUUGCGAAUUGUAAAUAGCGCCAGCCAUUCCGUUCUUCACCUGCACCAAUUCCAUCUCGAAGAGAACCAUCGUUAUCUUUCCUCCCGAGGAAAGAAUAUAAUAGCGUUCAAGCCACUUGAAACAUAUCUCGAAUAUAUAUAUAUAUCUCCGACCGUCGACCCAUCCGUUUCGUCCACUUUGUUCGAUGAUCGUCGCGCAUCGGGGGAUGGACUGCCCCCUCCCUCUCCCCCACGAUCAUAGGGUAAUCGGUUUACGCGGGGGCGAGGCGCGGAAAACGAGCCUGUCUCUUGGAGGAUAUUGUCGGCUCGUUUAAAAUUCGCCGAACACGCGAGGAGAAGGGGACAUCCCAAGCGGAAAGAUAAAUACGCGGUGAUACGCGGCCUUUGGAAUAACAACGGGCGGUCGAUUACAACGGUUGGCCGCUGUAAAACCGGAUACAUACGCGAUUGAAAAAUUGAACGAGUACGCGGCGGCGUUAUUAUUACGGUUUUUAUUUCGGUGCAAUAUUCGCGAUUACGUGCAGCGCGAAACGCGUCGGGAAAUUGUGCAACUCCUUUUCCUUUAUCCAUCUCUCGUUACAUCGUAAAUUGUCGAAAGAUCGGUGGGACUUUUGUUCUCUGAGAAUUUUAAAGGGAGGGGGGGGAAAUUUGCGACUUGAAUUUAAGAUUAUCAUUGCACGAUUAUCCAAAAUUUUCGGUAUAAAAGUGAACGAAGGGUGAAAUUUCUCGUACAUCGUUGUAACAUAUUCAACGCCUUCGUUGAUGGCGGCGAGAGAAAGUGGCGGAGAGAUCAUCUGUAAUAGGUGUAAAAACGGAAGAAGGAAGGCGAAGAGGUGGUAAGGUGUGCGUGAGAGAAAGGGUUAGCGGAGCGGGUGUGUCUGUCGCGAGUGGAUGAGCGAGAGAGAGAGAGAGAGAGAGAGAGAAGGAUUUAGCGAGCAAAUUUUUUGUGCUGCAAAAACUGCAAAAAACUGAACCACGUCGGAACGCAGUGGAACGUUCCUGUGUAAAAUAAAAUACCGUACGUUACACUCGUAAGCCUUUGCCAGUAAAUACACGCAGAUUAUCCCAUACAGCAUACGCGCCGGCCUCAACGAAGAUCGAUCAACCCUGCGUGCACCCGAUGCAGGUGCCGCUGCAAAUCGAGCAUACUUUGCGUAUUAUGCGUAUUCCAGUCCAUUCGAACGAUCGCGUGGCCGCAACGAUUUUAUAUUCCUUAUGUAUGCUCGUCAUUCGUCUCCAACGCUCUCAUCCACUCUCCACCCUCCCUUGAAUAAUCCAUUUUCACGAAAAAUUAUUAAACGCAGUGCGCAUUUAUUUUCGUUAUACGCUCGAGUCGUUUUUAUUACGGAUAAAAUGGCACUAUGAUAUUCGAACGGACGAACGUGGCAAAAUCGGAAAAAAUUUUCUGACGAUAAUAAAAUUUAAAUUCAAUCGAUCUACAGUAUGAAACUGUUUCCGUUUCGACUUGAAUAUCUCUCUUUAAACGCGAUGAGAAUAGAAUUUCGUAUCGAGCUUAUUAUAACGAGUGAAUAAACACUGUACCUGUAAGUCUAAACGAUCUAGGAGGCCUGGAAUUCUAAUUAUCUCUUAAACUCGGACUUCUUCCACCUGCUUUUUUUCUCAAUCAACCCUCCUUUUUCGUCCAGCCGCAAUCGGUUUCUCGCGGCGAAGCGGAGUGGAAAUUUUCGCAAAAGCGGGGAGAGAGAGAGAGAGAGAGGGAGCUGCACGAGCACAGAAAGAGCGGAGAGCGCUAAACGAGUCGAGCCAUUAGACGGCCGGAUGGCGGAGGAAUAUUACGCGCUUUGAACGGCCGUUCGUCCAAAGUCGUCCAGCCUUCCACGCACGGUUCGUGAUAUACAGUGGCGGCUUGUUGUCAACCCGUCCCAAAGGCAGCCACGUUCAAUUGACGGAAAAUCGCUCGCGCCUUGCUUUGAUGCCGAAAUUAGAAAGCACGAGGCGAGGCGCAGGCCUCCUGAUCCGGCCUUCGAGGCGCUGACAAAGGCCUCCUCUGGGACAAUGAUGGACGUUUGACGAGCAGAGAUCGGCGCUUUUUGCAACGCGAUAAUUCGCUUGCCUUCGUUUCUCUUCUACUCCUCUCCUCUUGCUCCUUUCUCUUUUCUUUUUUUUUUUUUUUUUUUGGCAAAUGCGUCCACGCAAGAUUCCUGAAACGAAAAAUCGUUAAAAAUUGCCAGAAGGAAAAACGUUGGAUUAUAACGUGGAACUAGAAUGAACGAGGAGAAUUUCGCAUAAGAUAAAAAUUAAAAAAAAAAGGGAUCGAAUCGACGUUUAUAAAGGUCGAUCUGCAGCGCGGCUUCUGAAAAAUGGCGGUCGAUGAGCGGGUAACAUAUCGCUCGAAACGUUCAACGUUGGCGAUACAACGCUAUUACUCAUCGUCAUUAAUGAGAAAGAUAUUUCGACUGGUCGUUGUAACCCAGUCCCAAUGGAAUUUUUCGUCGACAUCCGACAGCGUGAAAUAUUUUUACCCGUCGUUCGUGUCCAUGCGAACAUAUGCGUGCAAAUCAGUCCAGAUGAAACACUACACGUCGUUCGCAGAGGAAUCGUUGGACGUACAAAUCGAUCCUCUCGAUACCCUCGAAACUUGGUAACUCGAAUCUCAAAAAGAUCUCCAAAAUCGUGUAAGAAAAUCGAUAGAUUAUUAUUUUUCCAAUUGGGAAACGGAAUCGAGGAAAAAUUCGCAAAAAUUUUAAACUAUAUAGUUUUUCUGAAUGAAUGAAUGAAUGAAUCUCCGUAGAAAGAAUGGAAAGGAAGAAGACUUUGAACUCAAUUUGCAGAAAGUUGAAAUAAUUAAGGAAUUAAAGAAAGUUCAAGUUUUGUUUCUGCCGAAUCUAAUAGGUAUUUCACCAAAAAUUUCUUAUUGCAUCAGUUUUCUUUCCAUCGUUACUUCCGUACAUUUUUUCUUUUUUUUUGGAAAUUAAUCGGUCAAUUCUUACGAAAAAAUUUUUCAGAAAUAGAUCGAUUAAAAUCGAAGGGGAGGAACACAAAAAUGAUCCUCCUUAUACACAUUUUUCCAGAGAAAAAAAAAAAAAGAAAAAUCGCAAAUCAGAAAUUCGUCCGUCGAGGACAAAAGACAGAAAUCAGUAGGGCAGCGAAAAUUAGCCUUAUCAGUCUCACCAACCCAUUCGACCGUAGACAAUGAAAAAGACCUCCUCGUGUUCCUCCCCCUCUCUCCUCGCGUUUCAGGCCCUUUCCUUUUUAUCUCGACCCUUCGAAACGACGGUGUUAUCAAGCCGGGAUGGCAGCUCCGGGGGAGUAAGUUAGAUCGACGCGAACGGUAAUGCGAAAGGAGAGCGAAGAGGAGGAAGAAGAAGAAGAAGAAGAAGAAGAAGAAAGUGGCCUCUAUGGAGGGAGAGAGAGGAGGGAUGAUCCGAGGGUAGGAGGAAGAGGCGGCUGUCGCACGGCCGCCGGACGAUUCUCUCGAAUUAAUUCUUAGGGGUGGAUUUGGAAAGGGGCUCCGCCACCGCCUGUAAGGGGUGUGAGUCGACCGAGUGGACCGUGAAAUAACCAACCCCGCGCGACACUCGCUCCCCGCGCACAGUGGCGUAGCCUCGACGGGCCAAGGUGGAACGUACGGAAGAAGAAUUCUUUCCUCGAGGACGCUUAACCUCGGAGAAUGGAACACGGGUGCAAACGCGGAGGGAGGGAGGGCGCUAAUUAACGAUCCGUCUCUCUUAGGCGGGUGUCCCUCGUGUCGGCUUGUCUCGGGGACGAUUGGCUCAUUAGCGUCGAAAAUCAACGAUUGAUCGAUAUCGGAAACAACGGGGGACACGGUCGUGUCAUAUUUCGAUACGUUCUAAUCGAGUCACGAUUUUAAUUCGUCGAAAGUUGUCGGUGGAGAUAGAUGGAAGAUUUUACAAAUCUAAUUUGGAAUCUAAUUUAUUCGAAGUUUGUAUCAAGAAUGAAAUCGAAAAAUGGUGAAACUCCUUCUUGUUGAAAUUAAAGUUUUUCAUUAUCGGGGGCGCAAUAAGCGAAAUAAUAACAAUACACUCUUAAAUAUUGAUUUUUAAAUUACUUUUAAACAGAAUUUUCCAAUUCUUCAUAUAUCUAUAUACGCGAUAUUUAUUCUCUUAAUUUAAAUCCAAGCAGUCCACGGGGACAAAAGAAAAAGAAAAAAAAACCUGCGUGUUAUAAAUUCUCCUGGACCUAGACGGCAAGGCCGGCUAAGUUCUCCGUUCCCCGUGGCGCGUUUAAAAUGGUGGCGGCUCGUUAUCAGCCGCGUGAAAAGGCGCGACCGGUUAGGAAGUCGGUCUAGAGUUACCAAUUAUCCACGGUCAACCGUAUAUACCCCCUUUGUCCUUCCCCCGCCUUCAGCGUCCGCUCUCCGUCGGGUGCCAACAACGGGACGACUCCUGUGCAGCGGUUGUACACACCGAUCCUGCCGGAUCCGUGUUACGGAUUAGCAGUUUGAGGUCGCCGAGUCGCACGCAUCCAGCAAGGCACGCUGUUGCCACUGCAGUCAACCCUGUUCCACUUAAGCAUGUAAUAGCUCAAUAGCUGUUCGUUCCCCGUUCGUCCUGUCUGCUGCUGCUGCGGAUACGACGAGGCCGCACACCACUUGCGCGCGCGUGCUAUUUAUAGGACACGGGGCCUGAAGUAUGCUUCAGAAGAAGAAAAAAGAAGAAAGGAAAGGGAAAAAAGGGGGAGGAAGGAAGGAAAGAGACGUUUCUUGAGCGACGUUUCGCGGAACAGGUAAUUGGUCCAGCCGUGGUUAACGAGGCUAUCCCGUCUUGCGGAACGAUUUCGACUUGGACGAAAUUGGACGACACGCUGAUUGGAAUCUGUUAAUUGGGCGUUUGAUGGAAAUGGGAAGUUUGUUUAGGAAAUUGGAAGGAUUGUUUCGAUAUUUUCUUUGAAAAAUAGAUAUGUAAAGAAAAAUUGUUACGGGUCCAAAUGAGUCGUUUAGCUAAUUGAACAGCGCGUGGGAACUUGUAUCGAGAAAACGAGAUGUGUGUAAUUCUUUUUUUCUUUUUUUUUCACAUUUUAAAUUGUAAACAGGAGAAUUCUAACGUCCAAUUUAUAUUCGAAGGAAAUAAUAAAGCUAUCCAGCUAUUACGUAAGUGCAGUUUACCUUAAUUAAAGAAAUUUCUACUUGUCGAUGCAAUUAAGAGAAGUAGCGAGUAAAUUGAUAAUUGUACAUCGAGCAAGUAUUCCUGAAUCGACGUCUCUUGUAUUUGUCAUACGCGUGACGACAAAGUUACGCAACAAAAUUCAAUCGAAAUUCCAGUUCAGAUAACUAAUGAAAUCGGAUCCCCCGUGCAUACGUACGAUUCUCGUCCGUACGUACAUUUAACUUUUUAAACUUUGUCGAAGAAUAAUAUUAUUAUUAUUAUUAUCACAUAAGACUCAGGAUUCGUGGACAAACAAGGGAGGAGGGUGGGUUGUAACGGCGCAAUAUUUUCGCAGGGUCCCCAGCUGCGAGGAGGGGAGGGGACAAAGUCGGUUCUUACGGUGGCGGCUCGAUUCCGGGCAGUCGUAGUUAAAUCGGAUAGCGGGACGAACCGUAGACGAACAAAAGCCUCCGCGGAUCGAUCGAUUGGCUGCGAGCCGUUAUCUUUCGCGUCCGCGCCACUCUCUUUCCUCGUCCAACCCGCGCCGCUGUUUCCCGCCCGCGAUGCGGACGCGUCCUCUCGCUUGUCUCGCGAGCGGAACCAGAUCAACCGGGGGGGAUUAUGACGGUGGCAGCCGCCGCCACCCCUCCCUCCUUCUUCCUUUUCUUCUUGGGACCGAUUCCAUCGAAACCUCUCCUCUUUGGCUCCAUUUGAUGCGAAUUAAGUGGAAGCCUUUCGAAGCGGUUAUCUCAGUUGCAGAGGGAGGGGGAUUAAAACUCGUCUGGCAAAUUUCCGUUCCGUUCGCUCGCCUCGAUUUCCUUUAAGCGGCAUAAUAAUCGAACCUGCGAGAGAUCGAAAGAUCGAGAAAGAUCUAAUAGGGAGAUGAUUAUCGAAACUCAAACCAAAAUGUUGUUUCCAAAAUUUCUUCAAAUUCCACUCGAAAUCGUGUGAAUCAAACAAAAAAAUCCAAUUCCACUGAUCCAAAUCCAACCUAACGAAAUUUAUUAUCAAAAUAUCCGCUUAAUUACCAGCCGGGGUUUCGAUUACCUUCGACAUCGAGUCUAAUCCUCGGCCGUGCAGCGUCGAUUGAUUUUGCAACCGGAACAGGAGGAAGGAAGGAAGGAAGGAAGGAGAGAGACGACGGAGAUCGAAGCCGAAAAAAAAGAGAGAAAGGAGGUAUGGCGGUCGUAGUUUCGAUUAAAAAGAAAAGAGAAAAAGAAAGGAAGAAGGAGAGAGGAAAAAAGAAACGAGAGAGAGAGAGAGAGAGAGAGAGCCGCCUCCGACGAAAAUUGGCGUCGCCUAUGCACAUCCAUCCACAUGCACUUUCACCUUAGCGAUCGGCCGAGUGUGUCGUGGUGGGUGGAACGUGGUGCUCGUAUCUGACUGCACACACACGCACACACACACGCACGCAUAUACAUACAUACAUAUAUAUAUAUAUAUAUACAAAGGCUCACAAACACGCGGGCGGGAGAACGGAAUUCGGUUCGACCUCAACAGUGCAAACAGAAGCAUUGAUUUCACCGCUUUCAAACACCCCCUAGCAAAGCGUCAGCCGCUCGGGGUGGUCCCCAGGCCGCGUGUACGUGAGGGACCUGCGCGCUCCGGACCGGAGGAGGUGGGUGUGCGCGUGCACGAGAGGGGCCAGGGGGGAGAAGGACGAUCGGCUCCGCUCCGCUCCUCUCCUUGUCGCCGAUGCGGUUCUAAUAAUAAUGCUAAUUGAAAUCAGCACCGCCGCGAAAAUCGACAGCCCUUCGGGUUUCCACGCUCGAAUUGCCAACGCCUCGCAAUGCGACCUCGUCUUUUCGAUCGUGCACACAUCCUGCGAGGGGGUGGGGAGGGAGGGAUGAAGGGGAGGGAGGGAGAGAGGUGAAAGAUUUUAUAAAAGAAGAACUCCUCGGUAGAAUCGAUUAAGCAACUAAAGUGAAUUCCUCUUCUAAUUCUUCCUUUAUAACUCGAUAACAUUUAUAGAAUGUUGCAAUUGUAAUUGUUAAAUAGGAAGCGUCCAGUGGAGUCGUCAAGAAAUUUCGAAAUUUCUUCUUUUCCUUUCGAGAUUCGAUUGCAAAAUGAUUUGGCCACGAUCUUACAUCGAUGAACUAUGCUCCCCGCAAAUAUUGUUGCAAGAUUUGACCGAGCAAAACUCACCCCCUCUCUCUCUCUCUCUUCACCCGAAGAAAGAAAAGCUGCGCAAAAUCUGUGGCAAAAUCGUUGGCGUCGAGGAACAAGUGGACAAGGAACGUGGAACAACGGCAUAGAGACUCGUGCCCCCUCCUCCUCGGCCUCCUCCUCACCUUUCCGCGAAGAAGAGAGCAGUCAGGGUGGCAAUAACCCGGCUGUGCUACGUGGGUGUUGAGGGGGUGUGGGUUCCGGCUCGGAUAGUUGAGCGGCGUUGUGGGUGGGGGAGGAAGGAGGGAGGGGUGGCGUGGGCUGCUGGGAGGGUUGGGAAGGGGCGGCGAAGCGAACGUUUAAUAAAAGAUGCGCAGAGAUAGCGCCAUUACCCCGGCUUGCAUUAUUUACCGGUGCGAGGCAACUCUCUGGCCGCGUUCCGCCGCAGUCGCGGCGUUAGGUAGGCGUGUCGUGUCCAAGUGUGUGUGUGUGUGUGUGUGUGUGUGUCUGUGUGUUCGAGAGACGAGGAUGCAUGUGUACCUGCUUCAUCCACCCUGUACCCGUCGUCUUGGUUACAUGGAAGAAUGGGGGCGAUCGGUGGCCGCGAGAUCGUUGAUUUUUCUCGCGAUGAUUAUACGGGUGGUGAAAAUUUCUAGGGAUGCUUCUCGCUUUUGGGAGGAAAGGAAUGCGUGCGUGCGUGUACAGGAUAGCGGAUGGUAAGGUGAUUAUACUUAAUUUGCUUUUUCGAUCUCUGAGAAUUGUAGUUUUGGAAAUAGUGUUGGAAAGAAGUAAAAACUGUUUCAAGCAGUUAUAUCGUUGACAUUAUUUUUAUUACACGUACGUUGGAUGUGAUAUUCGAUAAAUUUAUCUUCCAAUGGAACGGAUCCUCGAGAAUUUGAAAAAGCCUUAAUCUUCAAGGAUAUCUGCGGAUUAUAAAUGGAUUUAACUCUAACGGAUUAAAAAAUUGAUGCGAUCCUUAAAAAUAUCUUUAAUAUUUUUUAAUCUUUAAACCUAUCUAAGAACUAUAUAAGAAUAUUGUGAACUUGUAAAAAAAUACGAAUUAAAACGAAAAUUGUCCAAA